Molecule: messenger RNA, 2061 nt
Organism: Vigna radiata var. radiata (mung bean)
Lineage: Eukaryota; Viridiplantae; Streptophyta; Magnoliopsida; Fabales; Fabaceae
Product: DEAD-box ATP-dependent RNA helicase 38-like
Exons: 7
Coding region: 33-1619 (528 amino acids)
Biological process (GO): poly(A)+ mRNA export from nucleus
Cellular component (GO): cytoplasmic stress granule; nucleus
Molecular function (GO): RNA binding; ATP binding; RNA helicase activity
Source: RefSeq, a predicted model, not a curated record
ACCAACACAUUAUUAUUUAUUUUUUUCGGCGCAUGCUAGACGAGGACGGAAACAAGGUCAAGAUCACCACCACCACGCGCACCCGUAAGCUCGCCAAGGCGCGUCUCAGCAAACGUGCCGUCGAGCGCCGAAUCAUGGCAGAACCAUCCACCGCCGCCGCCACAUCCACCACGGCGGACCCUCCGCCGCCAGUUACCAAAAGAUGGGCUGACGAAGAGGACGAAGAAACCGAAGCCUCCUCCACCGCCACCGCCACUGAAGCCUCUUCCGUCAACCUCGAUUCAUUAAAAAUCGAAGACAACGAUGAGAACCCUCCCAAACUCUUGGAUGACCCCGACGAUUCUAGCAUUCAAAAGGUUACCUCUGGAGAAACGCCGUACACGUCGGCUGCGAAGUUCGAGGACUUAAACCUCUCGCCGGAGCUUCUGAAAGGGCUCUACGUGGAGAUGAAGUUCCAGAAGCCGAGCAAGAUCCAGGCGAUAAGUUUGCCGAUGAUCCUCAACCCGCCGCACCGUGACCUCAUCGCGCAGGCGCACAACGGGUCUGGGAAGACCACGUGCUUCGUGCUUGGGAUGCUCAGCCGCGUCGAUCCCAAGGUGCAGGCGCCGCAGGCUCUCUGUGUCUGCCCAACUCGGGAGUUGGCUAAUCAGAACAUCGAGGUUCUCCGCAAGAUGGGNAAGUACACCGGGAUUGCGUCGGAGUGCGCUGUGCCGACGGAUAGCAAUGCGCUCUCGAUCGCGAAAAGGGCGCCGAUUAUGGCGCAGGUGGUGAUCGGAACCCCUGGCACCAUCAAGAAGUGGAUGAGCUUCAAGAAACUUGGGGCCUCCAGGUUGAAGAUUCUUGUUUUUGACGAGGCAGAUCAAAUGCUUGCGGAGGAUGGAUUUAAAGAUGAUUCCCUGAGGAUAAUGAAAGAAAUAGAAAAAGUUAAUUCUAAUUGUCAGGUUCUUCUGUUUUCUGCUACAUUUAAUGACACCGUCAAAAAUUUCGUUUCAAGGACAGUCAAAGAGGAUCAUAAUAAACUUUUUGUAAAGAAAGAAGAACUAUCUUUAGAUGCAGUGAAGCAAUAUAAAGUCUACUGUUCUGAUGAACUUGCGAAGAUUGAAGUGAUAAAAGAUUACAUAUUUGAAAUAGGAGAGAAUGUGGGGCAAACCAUCAUAUUUGUGCGUACAAGAAAUAGUGCACAAAUGUUGCAUAAAUCACUUGUUGACAUGGGCUACGAGGUUACAUCUAUACAAGGUGCUCUUGGUCAUGACGAGAGAGAGAAAAUUGUUAAGGAGUUCAGAGACGGUUUGACUCAAGUUCUUAUUUCAACUGAUCUUCUUGCUCGUGGCUUUGAUCAGCAACAGGUUAAUUUGGUCAUCAAUUAUGAUCUUCCGAUGAAACACACUGCCAGCUAUACCCGUGAACCCGAGCCUGAUUGUGAAGUGUAUUUGCAUAGGGUUGGCAGAGCUGGGCGUUUUGGGCGCAAAGGAGCUGUAUUUAACCUGAUAUGUGAUCAAAAGGAUGAAAGGCUCAUGUCGAAGAUUGAGAAUCACUUCGGCACUCGUGUAGCUGAGGUGCGAGCACAAAGUGUUGAAGACUAUAAAGGUGCUCUCAAGGAAGCUGGUUUACUGCAAUGAUGUGAAUCUGCACAAGUCGAAGGCUGGCUUGUGUUUCUUCUCAAUGUGCCUGGAUUCUGGCCAAGGAAUUCGAUCAUAAGAAUGAAUGAUUUGAUUAUUCUGCAGGAGCACAUGCUGAUGAUGGUUAAGUUUUGGGGAUGGAAAGUUCUUGUUCGUGUUUCUCCGCAAUGUGCCUGGAUUCUGGCCAAGGAAUUUGAUCAUAACAAUGAAUGGUUUGAUUAUUCUGCAAGAGCACAUGCGGAUGGUGGUUAAGUUUUGGGGAUGGAGAGUUCUUGUUCGGUCUGUUUUCAAUACUGCUGCAGUCGUGCUUCAUUUCUUCCUUAUAAUUUGCAGUGUGUGUAAUUUAGAUUUUUUCUGGUCAAACAUUUAUAAAUUUAGAUUUUUUUUCUUGCCUCACAUGUUAUGAUUAAGAUUAAUUUUGAAAGUAGUUAUUCUUGCCUCA